Messenger RNA from Brassica oleracea var. oleracea, 1062 nucleotides. RefSeq names its product RING-H2 finger protein ATL34. The coding region runs from base 1 to 1062 and encodes 353 amino acids. The record is from RefSeq and is a predicted model, not a curated record. Lineage: Eukaryota; Viridiplantae; Streptophyta; Magnoliopsida; Brassicales; Brassicaceae. The transcript has a single exon.
AUGAGAAACCGAAAGAGUAAAAUCCUACCACGUUAUUAUGUUAUCUACUUAGUUUUGCUUGUUUUCCAAGUCACCGGCCAGCCGCAGCCUGGAGCCAUUGGUCCAUAUGGUCGCCAAUUAAGACCAAACCAAGUACCAGCGGUAAUCAUUGGGAUGCUUAUAUUUUCGCUCUUAUUCAGCAUGAUCGCUUGCUGCGUUUGCUAUAAAUACAGAAGCAUGUCUCCGCGUGGAACAAACUCUGAUACCGAUGAAGAAGGUCGUGGAGGAGUACCGUGGACAAGGAGGACAAGCCGUGGGGUUGAAAAGGAUGUCAUAAUGUCGUUCCCUUCCUUUCUUUACUCACAAGUUAAAGGGUUAAAGAUAGGCAAAGGUGGUGUGGAAUGUGCUAUCUGCCUUAACGAGUUUGAUGAUGGGGAAGAGUUGCGUUUGAUGCCUGGUUGCAGCCAUGCAUUUCAUGCUCCUUGCAUCGAUGUCUGGCUCUCUUCUCGCUCCACAUGUCCCGUCUGCCGCGACAAUCUCGCUCCCAAACCGGGCACUACUAUUUAUCCAUUUAUACGACCACGCACCAAUCAAGAUAUGGAUCUUGAAAUGGCAAACGCACGAAGAAGUGUAUUGGAAUCUCAAGAUGUACGUUUGUUAGAUGGAUUGACAAGGAGCAAUAACAACAGGGCAAACAGACUACCUCGACCGAGGUCUACAGGGUCAUCAAACUGGCAAAUAACUGAGAUAUUAGUCCCAAGAUCUCACUCGACGGGGCACUCUCUGAUUCCCUUACGAGAAAAUCUAGACAGAUUUACACUGCAGUUACCAGAAGAACUAAGGAGACAGUUGAGCCAGAGGACGUUACCUCAAGCCAGGAGUUCAAGGCAAGGAUAUAGGAGUGGCAGCGUUGGGAGCCAGAGGAGGGGUAUUCCUCAUGGACGCGGAUAUAAUCAUCGCACCAUUUCUCUUUCUUUCUCUUUCUCGUUUCAGUCUGCCUCUCUCCAGUCAGAAAAAGGCAAGGACAAAGAGUUUGGAGAAGGGUCAUUUGAACGCCUUAGGCCAGAGAUGCCCCUAUCUUAA